AUAGCUGUCACGCGCUCCAUAAUCGCCAGUCUGUUUAUUGUAUUGUUGAAAAGAAGUAGCAAAAGCAGCAGCCUCGCGUCGUUUGUUACUUAGUCAAUCGCAGUGAAGGAUAUGCUCUCGGAAGCACUGCUGCAAGGCAAAGCAAAGAUAUCGGGCAAGUAUCGGGUCGAUCAGCCGAUCGAGAAUCUUAAAAUCAGAGUGAGGAUCGUGCAACAAAAAUCGCUGCUAUCGGAACUGUUUGAAAAUGCCGAGGAGACUCGCGACGCAAAUUUCCUCGAGGAAGAGGUGCACACGUUCGCUUGGCAGGAGAAGCGAUUCGGCCCGUACGAGGCCCGCUUCUACAGGGACGAGCGCAACUGCCUGAACGAGCGCCAGAAGGGGUACCAUCGUCGGCUGACCUCCGAGCGCAAUGACGAGGAGGAGGUCUGCUCGCGACUCUACUCGUACGUCGAGGGAGACGCAUACUACGUGGAGUCGGCUCCGUUGUCCGACAACGACUUCAGAUCGCCGCUGGCCUCGAGGAACGAGCGAGCCUUGCCUCGACUGAGCAACCGCAAGCCCUUCGGCGAGAGGCACAACAAGCAGGUGAUCGACCCGGCGCCCCAACAUCAGCGAAUUCGCCAGAAUCACUACUUUUACGCGGAACGCCAAAGCAUGUACAUCGUGGCGGACCUGUCACCGAGAGACGAGGAGGAAGCCGCCAGCAAGAGCAGCAGCAGCAGCCGCGGCAACAGCGACUCCGAGACUCUGCUCUGCGCCCUGAGCUACGACCCCGGCCGCAAGUGCCUCACCGUCAGCCCGGACUUUUCGAGCCUCGAGUGCUACAGCUGCCAGGCCACGGGCAUGAGCUACGACUACUGGAUCGAGCACGUCUCCUCCAAGCCUACGACGCGCGACAUUCAGCGCCGCUCCGACACCCUUAAAAAGGAAAAUCAAAGAAAGUUGAAGCAACAUCAAAGUGAAAUUUAUCGAGUGUUGGAAUCGCCAGCCGAAGCUCGAGUCCUUCGAAUGCACGUGAAUUUGGACAUCGGUUCGGCUCAGGACUUCCAACAAGCCAAGGAUACCGGCUUAUUCGUGAGCUACUUCAUCGAUUUGCCGAGCGACUCGUGGUACUCCAAGUCGAAACUAGCUGGGCGAACCCAACGAUCUCGUGUUAGCCGUUCGACGGAUGUCCAAGGCAGACGGGUCAACUUCUCCCAUACGUGCGAGAUCGUACUGGAUUUGAACUACUUGAGCGAUUGGCAGUUGUGCCCGUGGCCAAGAUUAUUGAUCUCCGUUGCUUCGCUCGAUGCUUGGACCAGAUACAGAAUCGAAGGUUACGCGUCCAUGGUACUGCCUCGUAGCGCCGGACACUUUUCGUUCAGGCUACCUGCCUGGCGACCGCAAGCUGGCUUCAUUGACUCGCUCAGACGUUUUUUCACCGGUGGCACUUGCGAGCUCGACGACAUCACCUACUGUGCCGUACCAUCGAUGCAGCUCAACUCGACGUGUCUCGACAAGAGCAAUUUGAAGGUCGUGCCAAGCGGUAGCGUCGACCUGACCGUUAACAUAGUCCAACAGUGUCGACAAUUUGUCAGCCACAGACCAGAUCAGAAUAAAAUCAAAGCUGGACGCUUGCUCAAUAAAGUCGACGACGUACUCACUCAAUUCAAAGAAGCGCGAGAGCGUAUGAUACAGGCUCGAGCCAUGUGCUCCUGAAACUUGUCCUAUAAUAAAUAGAUAUGCUAGCAAUUACUUUUAUUCAUUUAUUAGACGCACUAAUUAUUUACUUUUUUCAGACAUAUAUUGAGAAAAAAAAAUUGAUACUAUUGCUUAAAAGAAUGUAACAUCACGUAUUCAUUACAUCAGGGGAACAGGAUCGGUCAAUAAAAAUAAAUCUUUUUUUUUUUAAUUUCCUUUUUAUUUUCAUCUUCUUUCAGAUAUAAGAGAACCUUAGUCAUUGGGGACAUAUUUUGUCUUAACCCCAUAGUCAGUUCGUGGCUUUCAUCAUCAUUUUUCAGCCCAACUUCUAUGCACUACCUAACGUUACUUAUUGAUAAUAAUCAAUAAUCAAUAAUGACCGCGCACUGGUAAGGAAAUCUUACUCGAAGUGAAAUAUAUCAAAUUUGCAAAAUCUAUUUUAUCUCGCUUUCAUAAAGAUUGAUCUACCAGUGCAACAAUAAUUAUGUGUAAAUAAUUAUUAUGUCAAUAAUAAUUUGGAUCUAGUCUUGUUUUUCGAUCCUUUUUAAUCUUAUCCUCAAUACGUAAUGUUAACCAAUAAUUAUUAUAUUUUUAUGUAUAUACUUAAAUUUUAACUCUUUUAAGUUAAAUGUAUGUACUAUGUACAAGCUUACAUUUUUAUACCUUUUUUCAAUCAUUUUAUUUCACUUCAGUGUAUGUGAAUUAUAUGCGCGUAAUCACUUUAUACUGAGAGAAAUUAGAAAUUAACAAAAAAUGUAAAAGAGUUGCGAUGUUGCUUUAAUCGCAAUCACUAUAUGAUAUAAUAUAAACAGCGUAUCAACUAUGACAUUUCACUUGCGUUUUUCUUUAAAGACAGUUCAGUCUUGUUCCGAUAUCAUUCACUCUUCAUCUCAUUUAUUUAAUUCCAUAAAUCUAUCUAAAACGACUAAUCAUGAUCAUCAUUUAUACUUGUGAGUUCGCAUUAAUUAUAACAUAUUUCGAUGAACGUUCAAUUAUAUAGCAGACACAUUUAUAUUUAUCAGAAUCAUUCGUAAUUAUAAACAGACACACCAUUAACACCUCAUUCUUUAGUAGUUUCAUUCAUUUUUUCAACGAUUAUACUAAAGUUUAAUCAUAUUUACAAAAGCGUCUCUGCAUUGUUAUGUAAAGUUGCAUUUACAAGUUUACCUUCAAGUUUUCAAGUCAUUGUUUAUUCAGCAUUCGAUAAUGGUAAACAAACUUCAUCGCUACUCGGUUUCUAUGUAGUAUUUAUAGUUACAUUAAAAAAAAAAAAUUCGACGAUGGAAUGAACGCUGGUUCGUUCAACUAUUAUUUUUUUGUUUCAUUUUAGCACAAAACAUUUUUCAACGUUUUCAUCAUCGUAUUAUUUUCGUUAUAAGCUGUUGAUUAAGACCACAAAGUGUACCCAGUAAUUCACUCUUUUUUGAAAAAAAAUUUUUUUCGCCUUUUAUGUAAAUAUUUUAAACUGGCGCAGAGAAAUAUUUGUUGAAGAAUGAGUGACCACUACGUACACAUUAGAAAUUUUGCGCAAAACAAUUGCAUUUUAAUGAAUAUUUUCUAAAAUUUAGCAAAGAAUAAAAAAAUAUUGUAAUCUACAAUUUUUCACUUAAAUACUU
Molecule: messenger RNA, 3296 nt
Organism: Trichogramma pretiosum
Lineage: Eukaryota; Metazoa; Arthropoda; Insecta; Hymenoptera; Trichogrammatidae
Gene: Mks1
Product: Meckel syndrome type 1 protein-like
Exons: 5
Coding region: 112-1698 (528 amino acids)
Biological process (GO): cilium assembly
Cellular component (GO): MKS complex
Source: RefSeq, a predicted model, not a curated record